GAGCAUUCAUCAUUAGCACAGUUACUUGUGUUUAAGUAUAAAAGACUUGAAAUUCGGGAUUUGAGCAAUGGACAGAGUGGAGAUGAUCUAUGAGAAUGAAGAACAUUUCAAUACAAACAGACAACAACGUAAAGGUAAUAACAUUUAUAUGCUUAAAAAAAUGAAUUAACCUCAUAUUCAUAAUCUACAGGACAUGAGUAUGUAAGGAUGAGAAGAUACAGAACAGUUACAGUGUGUUUGGUGCUGCUGUGUGUUCUUCUACUGACUGCAGUCAUAGUGCUGUGUAUGAAGUUCACAAAGGAAACAAACAUGUUGCCGUCUGAGACAGAGAAACCGUACGACAGGCUUAAUGAACAAGAUCAGUGCCCAAAUAAUCCCAAAUGGAUAUCACGCAACCUCAGUUCUUACUACAUUUCAUCUGAGUGGAGAAACUGGAGCGAGAGCAGACAAGACUGUUUACAGAGAGGAGCAGAUCUACUCAUCAUAAACGACAAAGAGGAACAAGAUUUGUUUAAGAAUAGGUCUGAAACAGACAGCAUCUGGAUUGGUUUGUCUGACAGUGAUGAGGAGGGCAGAUGGAAAUGGGUUGAUGGCAGCACAUUGACCACUAGCUUCUGGGACAAAGUUCUACAUAAAGAGCCCAAUGGUAAAAGAGGAGAGAACUGUGUUGGGUCUUAUUCACCAGGAUGGGCUGAUUUCCCCUGUACUCGUACUUUUAAAUGGAUCUGUGAGAAAACACUAUAUUAGGUUAUGAAAUUCAUGUUAAUACAAUAAAUUGUGAACACAUAAGAGUCCAUCUGCGCAAGCUAAAAUCUGAUGACAAUAUGUAAUCUAAGUCAAACGUAUACUUAUUAGAAGGAAAUGGGACAUAUUUACAAAACAGGGCAAAUUAGCAUGAAAGCGCAAUUUAAAUAAAGUGUCAGUUGUAGUGAACAUUUCUGUUGGUGAUUUACUGUCAAGCCACACAUGAAAAAAAGUGCAAACUUUAGUAAAUCACUUUGUUUAAUUCAUUUAAAUACUCUCCAACCUUAAAUUUUGUCUUCUGUUUAAUUCUUUUUGUAUUGUGAUUAUGCAAAUAAGCUUUAGUUUUUCAAGUACUAUAGUUCAGGCUAUAGGUUGUAAACAGCAUUAGUGUAU
This is a messenger RNA of Misgurnus anguillicaudatus (oriental weatherfish), 1137 nucleotides long. The record is from RefSeq and is a predicted model, not a curated record. NCBI's taxonomy places the organism in Eukaryota, Metazoa, Chordata, Actinopteri, Cypriniformes, Cobitidae.